AUGCGUUGGUCCGCCAUCCUCGCGGUCAGCUCGGCCGCUUUCGGCGCGGUUGCCGUCGCCGGCCCAGCCAACCAGGAGUACAGCAACUACUACGGCGAGCAAGAGAAGCGCGGUGCCGAACAUCACCAUCCCCAUCCGCCCAGCAGCAGUUCAGUGUGGUCUGCUCCUGCCUCGUCGUCGUCUUCGGCCUGGUCCGCACCUGCCUCGUCUUCGUCCCCUGCGUUGUCCGCUCCUUCCUCUUCCUCUUCUGUGUCGUCGGCCCCUGCUUCUUCCUCUGCAGCUUCGUCCUCCGCAGCUUCUUCCUCAGCGCCGGCCAGCAGUGCCAGCGUGUCGAGCAUCUCCAGCGCGGCCAGCAUCUCCAGCGCGGCCAGCAGUGUCUCGAGCGUGGUCUCCAGCAGCUCUGCCAGCUCUGUCAGCUCCGCGUCGUCGGCUUCCGUCUCUUCGGUUUCCUCGUCGGUGAGCAGCAUCAUCAGCAGCAUCGCCAGCAGCAUCUCCAGCAGCAUCUCCAGCGGCUCCUCUGCCUCCAUCUCCUCUGCCCCGGCGUCCUCUUCCUCGUCGGCUUUGUCCGUCUCGGGCUCUUCGUCCGCGCCGUCGGCCAGCAGCUCCCUCUCUGGCUCGGCCUCUGCGUCGAGCUCGUCGGCGUCAGCCUCUUCAGCGUCUUCGGCCUCGUCGGUGUCAUCGGCGUCCGUUUCGUCUUCCUCGUUUUCUUCCAUCUCGUCGCGCUACCACAACAGCUCGUCUGUCUCCGUCAGCUCCACUCCGGCGCCCCCUCCACCGACCACAACCGUGACCAACACAGAGACCAUUGAGACCACGGUCAGCUGCGACACCACGACCUACACGUCGGGCGGCCAGACAUACACGGAGACGCACACCACCACGCUCACCAUCCCCUGCCACCACUGCACCACCAAGACAUACACGUCCGGUGGCGCGACCUACACAACUGUCAUCCGCACGAGCACUGUGACGGAGAGCUGCAUCACGUCGACGUAUACCUCCAGCGGCCACACGUACACCACGACCAUUACCCUCGGUGGUGGUGGCGGUGGCGGUGGCGGUGGCGGUGGAGGUGGUUCUUACACGACGACCACAGCCCACGGUGGUGGUGGUGGUGGUGGUGGUGGUGGUGGUAGUGGCGGCGGCGGCGGCAGCUCGCCCACAACGACCACGGCCUGCGCCUGCUUCACGUCCACCGCAUGUGUCAUUGUCGGCCAGACCGUCCAGGCUACGGCCGUGGCGGACUGUCUGCUGGUCGGCGUCACGGUUGUCGACGCCAACAUUACCGACUCCGUGCUGGUGGACGCCACCGUCAAGGGCGGCUCUGUCCUCCGCGGCGUCCGCUUCACGGGCGGCUCCGUCAAAGACUCGUAUGUCCAGCUCGCCCUUCUCCAAAACGUGACCGUCGCCGACAGCGUGUUGUAUGAGGUCGGCGUGCAGGGCGCCGAGCUGGUCAAUGUAUCCGGUUACGACGUGUACGCCCAGGGCGCCGUGCUCAGCAACGUCACCGUGUCCGGCGUGGGCUACGUGCAGAGAGCGAGCAUCGUCCACGGCGGCUCGUACGCCGACACCGAUCUCAGCGGUGUGUACGUCGGCACGGGCGCCUCGUUGGGCGCCGGGGUGCAGCUGCAGGACUACACGCUGGCGGACGGCGUGGCCAUCGCGGCCGACGUCCUGAAGCAGGGCCAGCGGGCGUGA
Sporothrix brasiliensis 5110 is the source of this 1698-nucleotide messenger RNA. RefSeq lists its product as uncharacterized. Bases 1 to 1698 code for a protein of 565 amino acids. Lineage: Eukaryota; Fungi; Ascomycota; Sordariomycetes; Ophiostomatales; Ophiostomataceae. The transcript has a single exon. The record is from RefSeq and is a predicted model, not a curated record.